AUGUCAAUGACGUCGACUUACGUGGUCGGGGCCGCCCUGUCCUGCGUAUUCGGGUGGGCGGUGGUCAAGCAAACCAGGCGGUCAGUGCGCCAGGCCAACAAAGUCGGCGAAAAGGUUGUCAUUUUUGGAGCGUCUACAGGAAUCGGGAAGGAGCUUGCAUUGCAAUACGCGGAACGGGGAGCCCGCCUUCUUCUGGUAGCUCGUCGCGAGCCCCUUCUACAGAAGCUAACGUUGGACUGCCUGGGCUCACCCUCUGGUCUUUGCGAGCAUGCCCGGUUUGUUACCGCCGACAUCACCAUCGAAGACGACCUACGUCGCGUCGCCGUGGCCGCGGCCGAGGACUUGGGCGGUUGCGAUACGGUGAUCAUCAAUGCAGGUGUGAUCUCGGUCCUUGCAUUCGAAGACCUCUGCAAGGACAACGAGGAAGGCAUCCAAGGAACGGGCAAAUCGAGCCACGCGGCGGACGUCGUGGAGAAAGUUUUCAACACCAAUGUGUACGCACCGAUUAUGAUCGCCAAGCACUUUCAGAACUUCUUGAUCGCCUCGAAAGGGAAGUUCGUAGUUGUUUCGUCCGUUGCGGGGACGUUUGCCGCACCAACGCGUUCCAUCUACGCCGCCAGCAAACACGCACUGAACGGGUUCUUCAACUCCCUACGCAUCGAGCUCGCCCCCAAGAAUGUGGCAAUAUGCAUCUGCCUUCCCGGAUCGGUCGCAACAGACCUUCGAUGCAGCGCCGUGGAUGCCAAACACCACGCAUCUCAUCACAGCACAUCAGCAAAAGUCGAGGAAGGAUCAAAGUUGACACCACAGGAAUGCGCUCGUGGCAUUAUCAAAGCGGCGGAUAGCCGGGCUAGGGAGACUUAUCUGCCGUAUAAGUAUAAGAUUGCGGGCUUGUUGCAGUAUUUCUUCCCUGAAUGGGUUGACCAGCAGGCUGCCAAGAAAUAUGGCUUCUGAAGUGUCGCGAGCACUAGGCGUAGCAUGUUGCAGAUUCCGUAGAUAUUGUCCGGCUUUACAUAAGGCAGUAGCACUCUGAUACCCUCACUAAUCAGAUGACAGUGCAUUUAGCAGAGCACCUGAGAGCAUAUGCCGAAGUUCUGGAAUACCUUCUCCUUAUUUUCUGACCAUUGUAAACAUAUUCUACUCUAGCAAGCUACAGACGGCAUCCAUUCUAUUCCUCCGCCACAAUCCCAGGUCUCCGCUCACCGACAGUCCCCACCACAUCAGC
This is a messenger RNA of Fimicolochytrium jonesii, 1225 nucleotides long. RefSeq lists its product as uncharacterized. Gene Ontology annotation, cellular component: membrane. The transcript is spliced from 5 exons. The record is from RefSeq and is a predicted model, not a curated record. Bases 1 to 954 code for a protein of 317 amino acids. Gene Ontology annotation, molecular function: oxidoreductase activity. Lineage: Eukaryota; Fungi; Chytridiomycota; Chytridiomycetes; Spizellomycetales; Powellomycetaceae.